AACGAUUUCGUAGAAUUUUGUGAUUUAGGCGACCAGAAAUCAGUUAAUACUCGGUUUGAGAUGGCGAUGAGGCGAUGAGAUCAUUGCCUUUUCGGUCGAAUCUAGCAGAGCGGCGAGCAACCCCCACCCACUUUGACUCCGAUCCUCCCCGCCCCCAGCGCGAUAGCCCAUCCGAUCCCAAAUUCCGGCGAGAUGGCGGUCAGCCUGUGGCGCGCGGUGAUGGGCGCGGCCGGCGGCGGCGGCUCCUCGUCGUCGUCCGCGGCCGGCGGCGACGCGGGGGGCGGCGUGGAGUUCUGGCACGGCGGGGAGCGCACGGGGUGGCUGAACAAGCAGGGGGAGUACAUCAAGACGUGGCGGCGGCGGUGGUUCGUGCUCAAGCAGGGGCGGCUGUUCUGGUUCAAGGACGCCGCCGUGACGCGCGGCUCGGUGCCCCGCGGCGUCAUCCCCGUCGCCACCUGCCUCACCGUCAAGGGCGCCGAGGACGUCAUCAACCGCCAGUUCGCCUUCGAGCUCUCCACCCCGACCGACACCAUGUACUUCAUCGCCGACUCCGAGAAAGAGAAGGAAGAGUGGAUCAAUUCCAUCGGCCGAUCCAUUGUUCAGCACUCCCGCUCCGUCACCGACGCCGAGGUCGUCGACUACGACAGCCGCCCCAACUCCAAGCCCCCACCGCAGCCGAAGACGAGCGAAGAGAGUGAACCGUCAGCGUAAGAUAGCGGUGAUCUCUGGCUCUCAAUAUGCAUAUCUAUUGUAUGAUUUUAUCUACUCAAGUAGUAGUAAUUGUGAAUUUUUAGUUUUUGUUUUCUUCUCUUGGUUAAUUAUAUGUAUAUUAUUGACUGCUACCUGAGAAUAAGUUCAAGGUUUUGCCGUGUGGCUAGUUCUUUUACAUUAUGGAUUAGUUGCAACAGCAUAAUUCGGUUGGUGUUUACUUGUUUCAUCCUGUAUGAAGUUACUGGCUUGGAUCAUCGGUGCUGCGAAAAAUUUUAAGCACUCAGUUCUUUAA
Molecule: messenger RNA, 1003 nt
Organism: Oryza sativa Japonica Group (Japanese rice)
Lineage: Eukaryota; Viridiplantae; Streptophyta; Magnoliopsida; Poales; Poaceae
Product: pleckstrin homology domain-containing protein 1
Source: RefSeq, a predicted model, not a curated record